GCUGGUGCGAGAGUUCGUGUCUCAGAACAACACCUCCCAAAUCAAACACGUGAUCCAGAUCCUGUCGCAGGAGUUCGCACUCUCCCAGCACCCACACAGCCGGAAAGGAGGACUCAUUGGCCUGGCCGCUUGCUCCAUCGCCCUGGGCAAGGACUCUGGGCUCUACCUGAAGGAGCUGAUCGAGCCGGUGCUGACGUGUUUCAACGAUGCCGACAGUCGGCUGCGGUACUACGCUUGCGAGGCGCUCUAUAACAUUGUCAAGGUGGCCAGGGGCUCCGUCCUCCCACACUUCAAUGUGCUCUUUGACGGCCUCAGCAAGCUGGCUGCUGAUCCCGACCCGAACGUCAAAAGCGGCUCUGAGCUCCUCGAUCGGCUUCUCAAGGAUAUCGUGACAGAGAGCAACCAGUUUGACUUGGUAGGCUUCAUCCCGCUGCUGCGUGAGAGGAUUUACUCCAACAACCAGUACGCCCGCCAGUUCAUCAUAUCCUGGAUCCUGGUCUUAGAGUCUGUGCCUGACAUCAACCUCUUGGAUUACCUGCCAGAAAUCCUGGAUGGGCUCUUCCAGAUCCUGGGAGACAACAGCAAGGAGAUACGGAAAAUGUGCGAGGUGGCUCUUGGCGAGUUCCUCAAGGAGAUCAAGAAGAACCCCUCCAGCGUCAAAUUUGCAGAAAUGGCCAAUAUCCUGGUGAUCCACUGCCAGGCAGCGGAUGACCUGAUCCAGCUGACGGCCAUGUGCUGGAUGAGGGAGUUCAUCCAGCUGGCCGGCCGGGUGAUGCUGCCUUACUCCUCAGGGAUCCUGACAGCUGUGCUGCCAUGUCUCUCCUACGAUGAUCGCAAGAAGAACAUCAAGGAGGUGGCAAACGUGUGCAACCAGAGCCUGAUGAAGCUGGUGAUCCCAGAGGACGAUGAAAUGGAUGAGGCCAAGCAGUCGAUGACCCUGCUGGCAGAGCCCACCUCGGAGGAGUCUCUCUCCAAGCCAGAGACAGCGUCCGCUGGCUCUCUGGAUGCCUCUGGUGACUCCAACCUCAGCAACAGCAGCGUCUUCACAGUAACCAG
Mesitornis unicolor (brown roatelo) is the source of this 1056-nucleotide messenger RNA. It is a transcript of the gene VAC14, whose product is annotated as Vac14 homolog (S. cerevisiae). The record is from RefSeq and is a predicted model, not a curated record. Gene Ontology annotation, cellular component: endosome membrane; PAS complex. The transcript is spliced from 9 exons. NCBI's taxonomy places the organism in Eukaryota, Metazoa, Chordata, Aves, Mesitornithiformes, Mesitornithidae. Gene Ontology annotation, biological process: positive regulation of kinase activity; phosphatidylinositol biosynthetic process. The annotation marks the transcript as partial.